CGGCUGGAUUUCCCCCUUCGAAAGCGAAAGUUGGCACCGGUUCGAGCCCCCGCGAGCGCAGAAGAGCUCAGUUCCUCCCUGGGAGACCGGAGGGCAGACUCAGACGCCAUGAUGCUGCCUGCCCCCCUGAAGCUGGCUGUCCCUCUCAUCCUGUGCGACAUGGUCCUCCUCCCCUCGCUAGAUCUCCAGCGCUCCGCCUUGGCCUCCCUGGGGGUCCCUGCGGCCUGGCUGGAGGCGGCUCUGCACCUGCUGGUUCUCUGUGGGGCUCGGGGGCUCCUCUCCCUGGCCUGGCCCUCCCAGGUGCCCCUCGCAGGCCUGGCUGCUGUGAGCUUGCUGCAGCCUCUCUAUCUCGCCGUGGGGCGCUGGUUUGGAGACUCUCCGUUCCUGCUGUCGUCAGCCCCUCGGUCCUGGCUCCUGCUGGGCUAUGGGGCAGUGGUUCUGGCCCACAUCAUCUGGGACGUCCUGGGACAAAGGGAGGAGGAGGAUAAGGAGAACAAGGGAGGAGAAGACAAGGCCACCCUCUGGAAGCUGGUGAAGCUCUUCCGCCCAGAUGUGUCCUACAUCGCAGGGGCGUUUUUCUUCCUUACCACGGCUGUGCUUUGUGAAACGUUCAUCCCUUACUACACGGGACGCUUGAUUGACAUCUUGGGCAAGAAGUAUGACUCGGAUGCCUUCUCGUCCGCCAUCUUCCUCAUGUGCCUGGUGUCGCUCGGAAGCUCGCUGUCUGCUGGCGCACGCGGGGGACUCUUCACGAUGUCCAUCUCCCGGGCCAUCAUCCGGAUCCGAAGCCGCCUCUUCUCUUCUCUCGUCCGGCAAGACCUGGCGUUCUUCCAGGAGGUGAAAACAGGAGACCUGACCUCCCGCCUCUCCAGAGACACCACCAUGAUGAGCCGCUGGGUGCCUCUCAACGCCAACAUCUUCCUCCGCAGCCUGUUCAAGGUCUGUGGGCUCUGCGCCUUCAUGCUUGGCCUCUCGUGGCGCCUGACCUUGCUCACCCUCGUUGAGGUGCCGGUCAUGCUGGCGGCCCAGAAGGUCUACGAUGCCCGCUAUAAGGUUCUUCUGCAGGCGAUCCAGGACUCCCUGGCGCGUUCUGGGGAGGUGGUGCGGGAGACAGUCUCCUCCGUUGAGACGGUGCGCAGUUUCGCCACUGAGGAGGAGGAGUCUGAGCGCUACGAUGCGGCCUUGGCCGAGACCCACCGGCUGAAGGACCGGAGAGAUUGGGAGAGGGCUGUCUACUUGCUCCUCAGACGGGUGAGUCCUUGGGGUCGUGAGUAG
Podarcis muralis (Common wall lizard) is the source of this 1275-nucleotide messenger RNA. The record is from RefSeq and is a predicted model, not a curated record. NCBI's taxonomy places the organism in Eukaryota, Metazoa, Chordata, Lepidosauria, Squamata, Lacertidae.